AUGGAGCUUCAACAAAGUAGGCUCCUGCUCGGAAUUGUCAAAUCGCACCUCGAUAGGCUCGUAUAUGCCAUACGGCUUGCGCCACCAAAAGCCAUCUUCGCUGUCAAAGCCAAAUUCAAAUUCCCUUUCGGGAAGCAAGUUGUCAGCAACCCCUACAACUUUUCGGAGGAGCUUGAGCCUUGCGCCGCGAUGUUCCUUAUUCUGAUCGGAUUCGGAACGUUGAUUCUUGCGUGGGCUUCUCUGCGCGUUGUGCUGACGCGUAAGGCACUCGAGAGAUCGAAGGUGAAGGAUAUCAAGGGCUUGAUUAUGUUCCCAACAAUGACAACGAUGAGUGUGCGCUCGAGAAACAAAUGA
This is a messenger RNA of Fomitiporia mediterranea MF3/22, 354 nucleotides long. RefSeq lists its product as uncharacterized. Bases 1 to 354 code for a protein of 117 amino acids. The record is from RefSeq and is a predicted model, not a curated record. The transcript has 4 exons. Lineage: Eukaryota; Fungi; Basidiomycota; Agaricomycetes; Hymenochaetales; Hymenochaetaceae.